Molecule: messenger RNA, 3984 nt
Organism: Poecilia latipinna (sailfin molly)
Lineage: Eukaryota; Metazoa; Chordata; Actinopteri; Cyprinodontiformes; Poeciliidae
Gene: masp1
Product: MBL associated serine protease 1
Exons: 13
Coding region: 376-2502 (708 amino acids)
Biological process (GO): proteolysis; complement activation
Cellular component (GO): extracellular region
Molecular function (GO): calcium ion binding; serine-type endopeptidase activity
Source: RefSeq, a predicted model, not a curated record
AUUGUUCUGAUCAAUUCAUAAAGUUUCAAUUAGAUUGCAUAAAUGUUCAGUUUGUGUGAUCUCAGUUUCCACUUCCACAUACGACUAACGGCUCUUUUCUGCAAUUAUGACAGUCAACCUUUGACCCUUUAUGGGGUCAAAAGUCAUCAGUUCGAAACCAGAACUUUACACGGUUCUGGUUCUGAACUCCAGGUGAUCAGAACCAGAACCCCUGAGCCGUGACGUCUCUGCAUUCGGCCAGCAGGGGGAGCUGUUACGUCACUUAUUGAAUCUGCCUGCAUUUAUCACGUGACCGUUUCAGAGCUACACCUCUCCAGCAGGUCCGAUUCGGUCCGGACAGACGGAGCCGCAGCAGCAGAACUUUAGUCCUUCAUCAUGAGGGUUUUCCUCCUCUCUCUGCUGGUCCGGUUCGGUUGCGGCGCUCAGCUCCGGUCGGAGAUGUACGGCAGCCUGGAGUCUCCAAACUUUCCUGACCCGUAUCCCACAGACACCAGGCGGAACUGGACCAUCAGCGUUCCGGACGGAUUCCGGAUCACAUUGUUCUUCAGACACUUUGACCUGGAGCCGUCCUACCUGUGCGAGUACGACUUCGUCAAGGUGGAGGCGGACGGAGAGGCGCUGGCUUUGUUCUGUGGGAAGGAGGAGACGGACACCGAGGCGGUACCGGCCCAGCGGGUCAUCACCUCCCCCAGAAACACCCUCAGCAUCCAGUUUGUGUCGGACUUCUCCAACGAGGAGCGGUUCUCUGGAUUCGUGGCUCAUUAUAGCGCAGUGGAUAUAGACGAGUGCAGCGAACCCGGAGACGAGGAUCCGCUCUGCGAUCAUUUCUGCCACAAUUUCAUCGGGGGAUACUACUGCUCCUGUCGCUAUGGUUACCAGCUGCACACAGACAACCACACCUGCAGAGUGGACUGCAGCGGUGUUGUGUUCAGGGAACGCUCCGGCGUUCUGAGCAGCGUUAACUUUCCGGCUCCGUAUCCGAAGAGCUCUGACUGCUGGUACCGCAUCGAGCUGGAGGCCGGGUUCAGGGUCCAGAUGAACUUUGACCCCCGCUUUGACGUGGAGAGCCACCCAGACAUCAGCUGCCCCUACGACCACCUGAAGAUCCAAGCAGGAAGCAGAGAGUUCGGCCCGUUCUGUGGCGAUCGUUCUCCAGGAAUCAUCCGGACCGACAGCAACAUCGUCUCCAUCCAAUUCCACAGCGAUGAUUCUGGAGAAAACCUCGGCUGGAGGCUGAGCUACUCCGCCACAGGAAGUCAGUGUCCAGUACCUGAGGCUGCGCCCAAUGCAGUGAUGGUUCCGAUCCAAUCAGAAUACACCUUCAGGGACCAUGUGGUGUUCAGCUGUCAGCCGGGGUUCAUCCUGGUCCAGGACGGUGGGACGUCGGAUCGUCUCCAGCUGGAAUGCCAGGCUGACGGCUCAUGGAGCGGCCGUCCUCCUCACUGUGACAUGUUGGAUUGUGGGAUUCCUAAGAAGGUUGAUGGAGCUGUUGUGAUGUUUGGUCGCCAUGACAACAGCACGCUGUUUGGAGCGACGCUUCGUUACGUCUGCGUGGAGGACGGCGUCCAGCUGAGCAACACUUCGUUCAGGUGUGGCCCUGCAGGUGAGUGGGUGGAUGCUGACGGAGGAACUGAACUUCCUGUCUGUCUGCCAGCCUGCGGCCUGCCUUCUCGCCCUCUCCCCCACCAGGUGAAGCGGAUUGUGGGCGGUCGGAGCUCUGAGCCCGGUUUCUUCCCCUGGCAGGUUCUGCUCAGUGUGGAGGACCUGUCCCGGGUCCCUGAGGACCGCUGGUUUGGCUCCGGGGCCCUGCUGUCUCAGUCCUGGAUCCUGACCGCCGCCCACGUCUUGCGGUCCCAGAGGAGGGACGCCACCGUCAUCCCGGUGGUCCCGCAUCACGUGAAGGUGUUCCUCGGGCUCCACAACCUCAGAGACAAACAGACGUCCACCGGUCGCUCCGUCGAUCAGAUUGUCCUCCAUCCAGACUUUCAGCCCGACAACUACAACAACGACAUCGCCCUGCUGAGACUGAGCGAGGCGGCGGAGUUUAACCGGCUGGUCCGGCCCGUCUGUCUGCCACCGGCUCACCGACAGGACCGUCCGUCCUCCCUCCUCCCCAACUCUCUGGGUCUAGUUGCUGGUUGGGGGAUCUCCAACGCUUCCUCCAACUCGUCCCCACUGACCUCUGACCUCUUGCAGUACGUGAAGCUGCCAGUGGUCCCUCAGGAUGAAUGCCAGGCCAGCUACGCUUCCCGCUCCGUCCGCUACAACAUCACAGACAACAUGUUUUGCGCGGGUUUCUUCCAGGGCGGGCGGGACACCUGCCUGGGGGACAGCGGGGGGGCAUUCGUGAUGCAGGCGGGGCGGAGGUGGGCCGUGUUCGGCCUGGUGUCCUGGGCCGGACCCGAGGACUGCGGCAGCCAGAGGGUGUACGGCGUCUACACCCGGGUGGAGAAAUACCUGGACUGGAUUCAGAGCCAUGUUCAGGCUGCCCCCUGGUGGUGAGGGAGAGACGCUGCGUCUCCCUGCAGAGACCUGCUGCUCUGCAACACGCAGAAUCUGAUCAGUUGGUCGAUUUGUCAGGAAUUUUCAUGGAUGGUUGAAAGUUCAGACUGUAAAACGAUGACUGUGGUUUUACCUUCAGGUUUCACCAUGUGAGCUCUUUAAUCUGCAUCAAAUCAAUUUAACUGCAUGUUUAAUUCAGAGUAGCAUGUCGAACUUUCUCCACUUCUUUCAGAAAUGCCAGACUAUUAUUUAAAUUUAUCAGUACGCUGCAAAAUAACAAAACCUUACUCAAUAUCUUAAUGUAGUUUCUUGUCCAAAUAUUUUGAAUAAGACAAAAUGAACGUACAAAUAAAGUCAAUUAUUCUUAAGUAUUGAUAAAAACUAAUAGUUCUAAUAGGCAGAUUAUUUCAGUUAAGACAUUUUUCCCACAUUAUAAAUCACAUAAUCUCCCUGGGAACUAGUACUUUUAACACCCAUCCAUCCAUUUUCUGUACACUCUUGACCCUUGUAGGGUCAGGAGGUGCUGGUGCCUCUCCAGAUAACGUUCUGGGCGAGAGGCGGGGUCACCUGGACAGAUCGCCAGUCUGUCGCAGGACACACAACACACCUAGGGAGUUUAGAGGCCAAUUAACCUGAUAGUCAUGUUUUUGUCAUGUGCAGCCUGUAUUUUUAACAAUAUUAACAUCAUUGACUCACACAAGCUCUUAUAUUUUGCUGAAAAGUUACUUGUAAGUUAGUUUUGUUGUAUUUCAAGCAUAUAUGUUACUUAUUGGGUACUGUUGGUCAUCCUAUUGGUUAUUAACAGGUGAAGCAGAAAGUAAACAUCACUUUAAUGGGAAACUGAUUCCAUCAGAAACAUUCAUCUGAUUCUAAGGAUAAAUUAAAAUAUUUUAUCCUUUAGUUGUUUUAGUGAAAUAAUCUUCCUCCUGGUUCUCCAAACUGAGCAUGCUCAGACUGCUGUAAGACCACAAAGACUUUACACCGGGUUAUUUUUGACUGCUAAGAAAUACACUCCUUAAACAGUAAAGACUCUUUAUCAUUCAGAUGAAGAUGGAUCAGACGAACGGAACAAGAUCCAGAUCAAACAUUACAGCCAAAAAUAAAACUUUAACUUCCUGUUGUCAGAAAAACGUCUGAUCAAAUAUCUCAUCUCAUUAGAAUUUCUUUAAUCAUCACGUUGCAUUAACUGCACUCCUGAAUAUAUAUCAUUCAUACUGUGCACUGUUUUAUGUUUGUACAAUAUUAUCUGGAUCGAAAUAAACUAUUUUAAAUCAAUAGGAAAUAAGUAUUUAAAAGUCUAUUCUUUGGGUGGGAGGACAUUAGAACUGGGUGAUGUUCUCUAUCUUCCUGGUUUUAGUCAGAAAGUCAGGUUUGUCAGCAGAACAUCCACUGAGCUGGACUCUGUAGCCUCAGUCAGGAUCUCCUUGUUGUGGAAGUCCAGAGGAAGUCGACUCUCAUCCAAGCCAUCAAAGAUGAACAGAA